This is a messenger RNA of Oryzias melastigma (Indian medaka), 5067 nucleotides long. RefSeq lists its product as uncharacterized. The record is from RefSeq and is a predicted model, not a curated record. The transcript has 9 exons. Gene Ontology annotation, molecular function: DNA-binding transcription factor activity, RNA polymerase II-specific; RNA polymerase II cis-regulatory region sequence-specific DNA binding. Gene Ontology annotation, cellular component: nucleus. Gene Ontology annotation, biological process: regulation of transcription by RNA polymerase II. Bases 3013 to 4398 code for a protein of 461 amino acids. NCBI's taxonomy places the organism in Eukaryota, Metazoa, Chordata, Actinopteri, Beloniformes, Adrianichthyidae.
UCUGCCGGUGAGAAAAAAAACCCUCUUAGAAGAGGAACAUCCGGGUAAUUUGGUCAGCUGACCAAAACACGGAAGCCGCGCAGGCGGAUGAUCAGGAGAGUCAAAAAGAGACUCAUUUUCAGAGAAAUGCGUCCAUUAUUGAGGUUUUAGCAACUUUACAGGUGAAUAUAAAGCUUUAUUUCCAUAGAAAACUCUGAAAGUGGAAUUAUUUAAUCUUUGACUGACGUGACAGGACGGUAAAACCGAACGUUUCCAUUUAAGUUCUAGAUCCCUGAAGGUCUCCACUCUCUCCAAACUUCUCGUCUCUGUGCUGCUGGAGUUGAUCUUCAGCAUCUCCUGGAGUGGAGAUGAAGACGGUCUUAGGAGGCAGAGGAAGCUGGACUGGACGCUGUGAGAGAUCAGAGCGAGCUCAUCUAGACAGAAGGAGGCCGUUUUUCUGUCCUCAUCUAGUCGGUGGCAAGCAGGAGCUAAAGUCCAGACUUUGUGGGCAAAUGCAUCGGAGAAGAAGCCAAACAUGAAGGAGUCCGGCUCCUCUUUGAUGCUCUGCAGCAGCCGCUCCUCAACAAGCAGAUGGCGUACGUCCUGCUGGACAUCGCCGUGCUGGAGCUUUUCCCUGAACUCAACAAGGUAACGAGCAGAUCCGAGCCAGAACUCCGCUGAGGACUCCUGGGAACCGGAGCAAAGCUGGCGUCGCCACCGCCACCAGCUGGAGGAUUGAAGAUUCAAACACUUUUCAGAAGAAGACAAACCAUCCACUGUAUAUGAGGACUGGACCAAACAUUUGUGGAGCUUCUGGCAGCGGCACAAAGACGUACAUUAGCAGCCAUUGUCCCUCCGCCAUUAUGAAAGUAAACAGAGCUCCGUGAAGAGGCGGCGCCGCAGCUGCACGCACUCCAGCCCGCGUCUGUGAAGAGGGCGAAAGGGCCAAGCAACCCUCAAGACUUUGUCAGAGAUGAUCCCAUUAUCUGGAGCUCCUCAAGGGCCCGCCGGCCGCCGAGGCUUUGAAGAUCUACGGCUGGCACACGACUCGAGCGGCGGGAACGCCGCGCUGGCACCAGAUUAAAUGUUUCAGUCCUCCUCUACUCGCAUUCAGCCCCCAUGGUUGUUUGUCGAUGACAAAGAUCCUCAAGAUUCAAAAACAAUUUUAGAGUAAUCAAAUAUAAACGUACAUUUAACAAUAUUCCAUUCAAAGGUUUCAAACUUUAAACUGGAUUCUUGUUGGAUUUUUCACUAAAACUGGAUCCAGAACAAAGUUUAGGUUCUUGUUUGUUUCUACAAAUUUAAAAACUGUUUAUUUUUAUUCUGAUCACCUUAAAAACAACAGAUUAAAUCUUAACAAGGUCAGAAUUAAUUGACCUGAAAUUCAAGAUCUGAAUCUCUAGAAGAUAAACGAGUGAAAAUGAAAGUUUUGUUUUUCUCUCCAUGUGAUCAUUUGAUAAAUCUGCUGUUGGUUGUUUUAUUUUUUUGUCUGGUUUAUGAAAAGAUUUGUGCAAAUAUUUUUAUUUUAAAAUUGUUCUGAACAAAUUAUAAUCAAAAAAGCAAAGAGGAAAGGAUGUUAUAAAUGAAUAAAAAAUAAAAAUCCUAAUCGGAUUUGAAAAAAACAUUAAUUUCAAUCAAGUUUGACACGUAUUUCACUGAUUUAUUUGCAGAUUGAAUGAGUUUGUCUCAGUUUUCUUUGGAAGCUUCAAACUCAGCUCGUUUAAAAGAGCGCCACCUUCUGUUAAAUGAGCAGAAUCUCGGCAUGAAAACGGAACAUUUGAUCUAGAUUUUUUGUUUUUAAUGUGGCUGUAAAACAGUCAAAUAUCAUGACAGGAUUUAUAAGACUGGUGUAAAAAAAUCAAACUUAUUUAGACCUUUUUUUCUAAUAAAACAUCGCAGAUGAACAGUUUCUAAAGUUUAAUUCUUUCAUUUUCAGCUACUAAAAGUCUAUUUUAACACCAGGAUCCCAAAGACUAAAAUACAUUUACGUUUAAAAUAAAAGUUCAUUGCAAAUAAAUUAAAUUGAAAUUAUUUUUUUCACCAAAAUUUGAGCCUUUGUGUUUCAGGAACAAAAUUUGACCAAAUUAUUCCACUAAAAAGAUUAAAAUGAAAUAAAUACGUGAAAAAAGCAGAAUUAUGUUCAGAUUUUUUUGUUUAAUAAAAACUGCUGGAUUUGGGUCACUAAAAAAAGAAUAAAAUUCAUCCUAAAAAUGUUAAAAACAGGUUAAUUUCAGUUUUGCUUUGAUUUUCAUUACAGAGGAAGAUUUUGGCUCAAAUUUCAUUUUAAAAAAGCUGCAGCUUUUUAAAACAAAAAUGAUUUUUCUGAAGAGUAAAAGUUCAAAAUGUGUUAGAUGACUGUGAAAUGACCCGAACAGACGAGAUCUGAAAUCCUGUUUGUGUUUUGGAUUUUUAAAUAAUGUUUUAACCAAAAAAACCUUUUGAAAACAGAUCAAACCGUGUAAUUUGUAAUAUUUGCACAAAAUGACACUUGUUUUUUCAGAAAAGCAUUGAAAUUAUCAUCUUUCUCUACAAAAAAGGAAUAAAUGUAGGAGAAUCUGACCCUGAAAUGUAGUUUAUUGGAGUUUUAUUGUCUUUUUCCGUGUCCUCCUUUUUCCCUAAAUUUGAGCCUUUCGUGCUCGAAUUGUUCCACAGAACAUUUUGAAAUAAAAUAAAUAAGAAAAAAAAAGAAAAGCAGAAUUAUGUCCAGAUUUGUUUUUUUUUUUUGUUUGUUUUUUUUUUCCCAAGUUCAUUUUCUCACAAUUAAAACUUGAUUCUAACUACUUUCGUGGGGUUUCCAGAUGUCGGAGCCGGCCCUGAACGCCUCUCGGUUCAGACUUCUUUACCUUCUUCUGAACUCACGUGAGUUCGGUCUCCAGAGAACAAAGACUUCCAUCCUCUGACUCUCACUGAAGAGUUUCCAGGCAGGAGCAGGUGAUAGGAUGGAGGCUGAAGCCCCGCCCCCUCGUUUCUGGGACCUGCAGGUAUAAAGGUGUUGUUCACCUCCACCCCUCCAGCUCCUCUCUUACCUGCAGCAUGUUCCCGCGCUGCGGCUGCACCGCAGAACCUUUCCUCUCCUUCCCGCCCGGCCCGGACCGGUCCGGUUCCGGGGACUCGAACCUCCUCAGCUUCAGCCAGAUGGAGCUCAGCUCCUCCACCCAGAGCAGGCUCCACCCACCGCUGCUCUCCUGCGACCACGACUGCAGCCUGACCAAAGCGAAGCGCGCCAGAGUGGAGAGCAUCAUCCGGGGGAUGGUCUGCACGGAGCAGAGGCACGCGGGAACACCUGAGAGCGCAGGUGAGAGCGAGGAGACGGGGCAGCACCUCCACCUCAGGAGGAGCUUCAGCCACGACUGCGGGGGGGAGGAGAAGCCCCCCCUCUACGGCCUGUCUGGUCCUCCAGGAGGAGAAGGCGCGCGCUCUGACAGCAGGAGGAAGCAGGGAUGGAGGAAGCUGAAGCUGAUGAGCUUCUUCCAGUCCAGGCCGGAGCGGCUGCAGCUGAUGGCCGACGUCUUCAAGUCCGAACUGUCCCGAGCUGUGAGCAGAAGCGUGGACGCCCUCUUCAGGAGCAUGCCGCUCCUGCAGGAGGGAGACGCCGCUCCUCAGGCCGAGGAGAAGUGGAGCUUCUCCUGCUGUGGAGCUGCGGAGGUCCAAACAGAAGCUCUGUCUCUGGUGGUCCAGAGGCCCGACCUGGAACGAUCUGAAGCUCCUUCAACCCUCCUCUGCCACGACUCCUCCUCUGAGGCGGAGGAGCAAGGCUCCGGCAGGAGCAGCACCGUCAUAUCUCUGCAGGACGAAGAACAGCGGCGAGACGCGCGCUGGACGUCCGUCAAGUCCAAAGUGAACUCCAGGUCUGUGAGGAGUCCUCAUCAUCAGGCGGUGGUGGAGCCCAUCCUUCUGGAGAGUCUGAAGAUGGAGUCGGACGGCGUGGUCAGGAGUAAUCUGUACGCUCUAAACGAAGGCCUGACCGCAAACCACCUGAAGAAGGCGAAGCUCAUGUUCUUCUACACCCGCUACCCGAGCUCGCUGGUGCUGAGGUCGUGCUUCCACGACGUCCAGUUCACGCGCUGCAUCACCUCCCAGCUCAUCAAGUGGUUCAGCAACUUCAGAGAGUUCUACUACAUCCAGAUGGAGAAGUUCGCCCGCGCGGCGCUGGUGGACGGGCGGCUGGACGUCCGGGACCUGACUGUGGGCAGAGAAUCGGAACUGUUCAGAGCGCUCAACAUGCACUACAACAAAGCCAACGACUUCCAGGUCCCUGACUGCUUCCUGGUCGUGGCCGAGGUCACGCUCCGAGAGUUCUACGCCGCGAUUUCGCUGGGGAAAGACCGCGACCCGUCCUGGAAGAAAGCCAUCUACAAGGUCAUCUGCAAGCUGGACAGCGACGUCCCGGCCCAGUUCAGGAUUCACCAGUCAGUCUAGGGGGCGCGGCGGCGUCCCGGCGGAACAGCGGCCCGCCCAAAACAGGCUCCACGUUUGUAGCGUUGCAUUGUGGGUGAUUUAUAAAGUACUUUCAAGUUGGACGGUUUUGUGUUAGGGUUGGACGCCUUUAUUUUGAAAUUUUCAGAGGAAACAGAACCAUGUGAAGGAAACAUGUUUAUUUAGUCAAACUUCUUUUUAUUUUCAUACAAAACACUAUUUGAGAACAUAGACAUGAUAAGUGAAACUACAAAUCCAACAAAGAGAACCGCAGAGGAAAUUUAAAUUAAUCGAACGGUUUGGCGACGGAGCGUCUCCGUCUUCAGGCAGAUCAUCCGAUUAUUCCGUUACUUCAUCCGUGUUCUUGGAGCGUUAGGAGUCUUCUUCAAAUACGUUCCAUGAAUUAAAACAUUCUUCAAAAUUCAAUAAAUCUCCAGGUUAAAACUCUGGACUCAGAAAUGUGAAUUUAUGCAACUUGAAAGCGCCAACAGUUUGUCCUGUUUCUAAACAGCUGUUUUUGUUUACGUCCCACACAUUUGAUCCUAAACUCGACAAAGACGUGAAGAAUCUUUUUGUCUUCAUACUUACGAGAAUCCGUCCUCCGACCGUCACUCGUCUCCGUCGGUUGUUUUCCUGAUGAUCCAAAUAAAAAUGCUUCAUCCUGUAAAUUCA